Actinia tenebrosa (Australian red waratah sea anemone) is the source of this 930-nucleotide messenger RNA. RefSeq names its product sulfiredoxin-1. Gene Ontology annotation, cellular component: cytoplasm. The record is from RefSeq and is a predicted model, not a curated record. Lineage: Eukaryota; Metazoa; Cnidaria; Anthozoa; Actiniaria; Actiniidae. Gene Ontology annotation, biological process: cellular response to oxidative stress. Gene Ontology annotation, molecular function: sulfiredoxin activity.
UUAAUACUACACUCUAUACAAGCGUCACAAGCAUUUCAUCCAGGCCGUCCUUCAUGUCCCUGUCCAUAGAGAAAUCAAUCUUUUGGGGAAUUCUCUUUAUCUUAACGAUGCAUUUAAGAAAUGUUCAAAAUGCUGUUAGAUCCCAUCAAAAUGGGGAUAGAUAUAACAGUAUUCAUUCUGCAGGGAUAAAUGAAGUCCAUGACAUGCCAAUCAACAUUAUCAUUCGUCCUUUUCCCCCAACUCUGGAUGAGAGGAAAGUAAUUUCUUUGAUGGAAACACUAAAGAGUCCAGAUACAGAGGACCUUGUCCCUCCUAUUGAUGUUCUAUGGGUAAAAGGCAGAUUAGGAGGUAACUACUACUACGCCUUUGGUGGUUGCCAUAGAUACGAAGCAUUCAAAAGACUCGCACGAACCAAAAUUCCUGUCAAGCUCAUUCGUUCUUCUUUGGGUAACCUUCGUGUGUAUCUUGGUUCAUCCUUGCCUGAUUUGCAGUAACUACUGGUGAUAAUGACGUCAAGAGCCUGGUUAUUAAUGAACAGCACAGAUGCAAAUCCAUUUCUUAGUGAAUCAUGGGAUAGGCAUGAACUUUAUUUUAAUCUCUCUUACAUUUAUUGGCUCAUCUAGUCAUAAGCUCUGGACUUAUACCAGCAUUGUUCGUAAGGGUAUUUUGAUGGACUGAGCCCAUUAAUAAACCACCAAAAAACUUCUAAAAGUUUUAACCAGGAGGGCCUAUAGCCGGGGGACGGGGAUUAUAACGGGGAUUUUACGGCAUCUGAUUAUAUGAUAACAUUGUUUUUACUCAUAGAAUCUCGUGCCGCAUAUUUUUAAAUUAGAGAUUGUUUACAAGAAAACAACUACGAUAAUUUUGCAUGCUCAAAACUAAGUAAUUGCUAUCAAUAUUAGAGAUGUAUAAUGCUUAUAUUUAUAAUUA